AUGGGCGAAAAAAUUGUAGCUGAAGAAUGCAACUUAACUUGUUCAGAAUAUAAGGACUUUGUUUUUGCACAGUUAGAGUCCAAUUCAAGUCAAUUUGCACAUGACAAUAUUGAAAAUUAUAAGAUGGUCAUUGAAAAACUUUCAAAUAAUCAAAUUUUAGCAGAACCAGCAACAAAGGCAGCAAUGCUAAGGGUUCUUAAACUCUUCAUGAACGAAGUAGAAUCAAUUGGAAUCACUGAUCAGAUGAAAAUCAUAAUUUUCCAAAACUCUGAUGUUGAAAUUAGUUAUGAUACAAGAAUUAAUGGUAAGUAUUCCAUGAUAACAUUUUAUAUCAAAAACAAAUCUUCCAAUCCCAUUAAUAAUCUACAGGUCAACUUUGAAGACAUACCUGAGAUAAAAGUUUUCUCUCAAAAGACAAACCGCUCUGUUCAGGCAGGUGAAGAGCAGAAAAUAGAGUUCGCUUUACUCAUGGUUAAGCCACUUUUCUCUAAAAUCAGAGUUAAUUUUGAAGGAGAUAACCUUAGUGAAUAUCUCACAUUACCUAUAUCAAUCGGUGACUUUUCAACAAUCAUGAAAAUGGACUUCGAUACUUUCAUCAAGAAAUGGAAUCUGAUCAGCAAUUCCAAAUAUAACUCACAGAUUGAUAUCCCAUCUCCAAAUCAUUCUGCGCCAAAUAUUGCAGGAUUGCUAAAUUCUGCUUCUUCUGGACCAGGAUCAGUAAUGAAACUCGAAAAUGGAACAUACUUUGCUGCAUUGGAUGUAGAAGUCAAUAAUACAUCAUGCGGAACUCUAAUAAGAAUGUUCCAGGAAAGAAAUGGAAAUAUUAAAUUCCAAGUUAGAUCUUGCGACCCAGAAGUUGCAGAGAUGUUCACACAUGCAGUUAACACAUACUGCAACCUUGAUAAUUAA
This is a messenger RNA of Trichomonas vaginalis G3, 909 nucleotides long. Its product is annotated as clathrin adaptor appendage domain family. The record is from RefSeq and is a predicted model, not a curated record. The transcript has a single exon. Bases 1 to 909 code for a protein of 302 amino acids. Lineage: Eukaryota; Parabasalia; Trichomonadida; Trichomonadidae.